AUGCGAUUUUUUGCUGCUGUUGCCGUUGCAGCUCUCGCAGUCGGCUCUAGUGCCGCAAGCUGCCCCUAUGCAGAGCGUGCCGCCGCCGCCGCUGCUGCCCCGGGUUGCCCAUAUGCGAAGCGUGCUGCUGAGGCCGCUGCUGCGCAAGAUGCUCAUGCCCCUAAGCUCUCCAAGCGGGGACCUAUUGAGGGCAAGAAGGGUAUCUUUUACAUGAACCGUAUUGGACCUUCCGGCUCACAAUUGUGGAUUGCCAAUGCCGAUGGUAGCAACAAGACCCAAUUGAUGGGCAAUCAAACUAAUGCCUUUGACUACCACCCGUCCUGGUCACCAGACGGCGAGUGGAUUGUCUUCACCAGCGAGCGCCGUGGAGCCGGCCAAUCUGAUUUGUACCGGGUGCGACCAGAUGGAACCGGCCUGGAGGUUCUUGCUGAUACAAACUCGGUCGAAGAUGCCGGUGUCCUAUCGCCAAACGGCAAGCAGGUCGCCUACGUUUCGACCCAGGGUAACUACACCUGCAACAUUUGGGUUAAGGACCUCAAGACCGGUCUGGCACACAAUUUGACCGACACUGCUGCUACUCGCAGCAGCAAUAUCUGGCCCUCUGGUCACUUCCGCCCCUCUUGGUCUCCUGAUGGAGAGUGGCUCACCUUCUCCUCUGACCGUGACACUGACUGGACCGGCCACAGUGAGGGUACUGGUUGGGAGCACACUCAGAACCUGGGUCUGUAUGUGAUUAAGAAGGACGGCACUGGCUUCCGCCAGCUGGCCUUCGAGGACGGCUAUGCAUUUGGUACUCCCCAGUUCUCUAGCGACGGAAAGCGUAUCAUCUACAACAACAUCACCCGCGAGAACACAUACUAUGCUCACGGUGUCUCCGAGGAGCAGGAGUUCAUCGAGUCCCAGAUCUACAGUGUCGACUUUGCUACUGGCAAGAAAAUCGUCCCCCACACUUCCGGCAGCUACCCCAAGUUCGGACAACACUACAUUGCCAACUCUAGCAACGUCGGUUACUUCAUCAAGGCCGGUGACUACGAGGGAAUUCACUACACCAAGCCUGACGCUACCCACAAGACUUUCAACUUGACCAACCUCCGUGACCCCUGGUGGUCACCCGACGGAUCCAAGGUUGUCUACGGUAUCCCCAACUGGACCCAACAAGCCCCCGAGCUGGAGCUUUUCAGCUAUGACAACGAAUGGGCCUACCGCUACAUGGAUGUCUUCCCCUUGCACAACACUGUUGUCAACCGCAUUGCAAGCACCCAGAAAGUCCUCGGCAGUGCCAACGGCUCAGCAGUCUCCUCCGACCCUCUUUACAACGAUGUCGUCACGGCCCUGAACUCCUACGACAUCUACUCCACUAGCAACUCCACCCAAGUCACGCUCCUGACCGAGGGUGAAGCCGGAGCCUUCCAGCCCACCUGGAACGCCGACGGAACCGAGAUGCUAGUCGGUUUCGGUGGCUGGUUCGUUGACCGUGUCGAUAUCCCCGCCACUAUCAUCCACGCCUACGCCAAUGGCAGCUCCUUCACCAGCUUGACCAAUACCUCCGUCAACUCCGGUUUCCCCUCUUGGUCCCCCGAUGGAACGGCCUACGUCUACCGUCUGUGGAACAUGGAGACUGGUGCUCCGGAGGGUCUGCAGCUCCACAACUUCACCACUGGCAAGACUCACAGUCUGACCGUCGGCUGGGACAACACUCCCGGCUGGUCUCCCGAUGGAGAGCGGAUCGUCUUCACCCGUAACAACAAUUGGACUGUUUCCUACGGAUCCCGCUGGUGGGCGGAUCGCUUCGAUAUCUACACCAUCCGUCCCGAUGGUUCGGAGUUGACCCAAUUGACUGACAGUCUGUCCAACGAUGCCCACGCUGUUUGGUCCCAGGAUGGCCGUAUCAUGUGGAGCACCGGUAUGUACGGCUUCAAGGAUGAGAGCUCGCUCUUCGACAACACUUUCCAGCCUUACGGACAGAUCAUGGUUAUGAACUACGAUGGUACCAACAAGACUCUGCUUACUGAUACCAUUUGGGAGGACUCGAUGCCGCUGUAUAUGCCCAAUGAGUAUCUUGAGUAG
Penicillium pulvis is the source of this 2067-nucleotide messenger RNA. RefSeq names its product TolB family protein. The record is from RefSeq and is a predicted model, not a curated record. Lineage: Eukaryota; Fungi; Ascomycota; Eurotiomycetes; Eurotiales; Aspergillaceae. The coding region runs from base 1 to 2067 and encodes 688 amino acids. The transcript has 3 exons.